Messenger RNA from Cetraspora pellucida, 657 nucleotides. Lineage: Eukaryota; Fungi; Glomeromycota; Glomeromycetes; Diversisporales; Gigasporaceae. The record is from the annotation of a GenBank genome assembly.
AUGAAGGUUAUCUUUGGAAUUACUCUAACAAUUCUUUUAUUAUCGUUAAUCUCCCCUAUCGAUGCCACACCUAAUAAACUUAAACCACCCAAACCUGAUGCAUUUUGUAAAGCAUUAGGAGGUCGUGAUUCAGAUGGUUCUCAAAUUAAAACUGGCGCUUGCUCAAGUCUUGUACAGGGACAACUCCCAGCGAUUGAGCAUAUGACUUCCUCUUUAAUCCUUCAGCCUAAAAACGAACAAGUCUUGAAUGCUGGAACAAAUUUCAAAGUCGCAGUUAAAAUUAAUCAUCUUAACACAGGACACUUUAGCAAUCCGGACAAAGAAUACUAUCUUUUGCCACAAGCACUUGAUGAUGGGACAAUUAAGGGGCAUGCUCAUAUCGUCGUCCAAUCUUUGGGGUCAGAAGAUGAUGCUCCGGAUGCUAGGGAGUUUAGUUUUUUUAAAGGUUUAAAUGAAGCUGCUGACAAAGGCGUGCUUAGUGUAGUCGUUGACGAAAAAUUAUCCCCUGGUAGAUAUAGAAUUUGUAGCAUGUCUUCAUCAGAAUCUCAUCAGCCAGUUAUUAUGCCAGUUGCUAAACGCGGUUCUCAAGAUGAUUGUAUCCGUGUUACUGUAAAAUCAUCGAGAAAUAGGAAACACUCAAAAGCUAAACGCCCAUAA